AUGCUGUCAGGAAUUCUCAUAUUCAACCAGAAAGGCGAAAACCUCAUCUUUCGAUCGUUCCGGAAUGACUGCCGCCCGCGCCUCGCCGACGUCUUCCGCAUCCAGGUCAUCUCUAAUGCGCAGGUCCGAUCCCCUAUCCUAACCCUCGGAAGCACAACGUUCAGCCAUGUCAAGCACGAGAACAUCUAUCUCGUGGCAAUCACCAAGAGCAAUGCCAAUGCCGCCUUGGUGUUUGAGUUCUUGUACAGGCUGAUUCAAUUAGGCCGUGGUUACUUUGGCAAGUUUGACGAGGAGGCUGUUAAGAACAACUUUGUCCUCGUCUACGAGCUUCUCGAUGAAAUCAUCGACUUCGGCUACCCCCAAAACACCGAAACUGACACGCUCAAGAUGUAUAUCACCACCGAAGGUGUCAAAUCCGAGAGGGCAGUGGAGGAUUCGGCCAAGAUUACCAUGCAGGCGACAGGUGCCCUUUCGUGGAGGAAGGCGGACGUGAAAUAUCGAAAGAACGAGGCCUUCGUCGACGUCAUCGAGGACGUGAACCUUCUCAUGUCGGCUACCGGCUCCAUCCUCCGCGCCGAUGUCACCGGUCAGAUUGUAAUGCGCGCAUAUCUAUCGGGAACGCCGGAGUGCAAGUUCGGUCUCAACGAUCGCCUACUGCUCGACAACGACGGACUUCUCAGCCUACCCAGCGGCAACAGGAUGGGAACUAAGGCGACAAAAGCUGCCGCCGGCAGUGUUACGUUAGAAGACUGCCAGUUCCAUCAGUGCGUCAAACUCGGCAAGUUCGACAGCGACAGAAUAAUCAGCUUCAUCCCGCCGGACGGCGAGUUCGAGCUUAUGCGGUACCGAGCGACGGAGAACGUCAAUCUGCCGUUCAAGAUUCAUGCUAUUGUGAAUGAGAUCGGUCGCACCAAGGUGGAAUACAGCAUCGGUGUCAAGGCCAACUUCGGGUCCAAGUUGUUUGCCACCAACGUUGUUAUCCGCAUCCCUACCCCGCUUAACACGGCCAAGAUCACCGAGAGGUGUACGCAGGGUAAAGCCAAAUACGAGCCUUCGGAGAAUAAUAUUGUGUGGAAGAUUAGUCGGUUCACGGGCCAGAGCGAAUACGUGCUUAGUGCCGAAGCUAUCCUCACGAGCAUGACGAAUCAGCGGGCGUGGUCUCGUCCUCCGCUCAGUAUGAGCUUCAGCUUAUUGAUGUUCACAAGCUCGGGGCUUUUGGUGCGGUAUCUGAAGGUGUUCGAGAAGAGCAACUACUCGAGCGUAAAGUGGGUGAGGUAUAUGACCAGGGCAGGGUCAUACGAGAUAAGAUUCUAA
Messenger RNA from Scedosporium apiospermum, 1314 nucleotides. Its product is annotated as AP-2 complex subunit mu. The coding region runs from base 1 to 1314 and encodes 437 amino acids. Gene Ontology annotation, biological process: intracellular protein transport; clathrin-dependent endocytosis. Gene Ontology annotation, cellular component: AP-2 adaptor complex; cytoplasmic vesicle. NCBI's taxonomy places the organism in Eukaryota, Fungi, Ascomycota, Sordariomycetes, Microascales, Microascaceae. The record is from RefSeq and is a predicted model, not a curated record. The transcript has 3 exons. Gene Ontology annotation, molecular function: clathrin-cargo adaptor activity.